This is a messenger RNA of Limanda limanda (common dab), 1279 nucleotides long. RefSeq names its product protein SSUH2 homolog. Lineage: Eukaryota; Metazoa; Chordata; Actinopteri; Pleuronectiformes; Pleuronectidae. The transcript has 12 exons. The record is from RefSeq and is a predicted model, not a curated record. Bases 50 to 1111 code for a protein of 353 amino acids.
CGAAGCGAGCUGAACCGAGCCGAGCCGGGUCGGAUCCAACAGCAGCAGGAUGAACGGCGCAGCUAUGUAUCCCCCUGUCAGCGGCCCCCCAGCCAACAUGUUCAACAAUGUGCCCGGUUAUGAGGGCACCAUUGCAGGAGGAGGUGGUUUUCUUCCUCCUCCCAUGCCCCUGGAGCCUGUGGCCCCUCCUCAACCCGGCCCUGUUCCUGACAACUGGAGUAUCCCGUCCCUGGAAGAGGAUGUGGCUCGUGAGGCGUUCAUGAGCUAUGCGUCGUCUCAUUGCUGCUACAAUGCCUCUCCGGCCAAAGAUGGAGUCAUCACCAGCAUGAAGCCCUACGACACCUACAGGUACCGGCUGGAGACCUAUACUGAGUCCAGGUCCACUGAGUGGUCCCAGAAACCUCAUGAAGGUGAGGCAGCUGACUUCUACACUCAGACCGCCCCCCAGCCCUGGGAGGUGCCGGCCCAGGCCCCCAGCCUCUUCACCGAUCACAAGCUGGAGAUGCGGGUGCCCUUCACCUCUUCCAUCAAGGACUGCAACAUCUGCCACAGCUCGGGGGCCAUGCCCUGCGAGGACUGCAAUGGACAAGGACAUAAAGAGUGCUGGGCGUGUCAUGGCAAUGGUCAGGCGUGCACUACCUGUAACAGUACUGGCCAAGAGAAUUGUAGAAAAUGUGAUGGGCGUGGCACAGAGAACUGCAAAACCUGUGAUGGGAAACGACAACUGCUGACCUUUAUCCAGCUCAAGGUGGAGUGGACUAAUCAUGUUGAGGACCAUUUGGUGGAGCUGAAGAGUGAUCUGAAGGACGAUGAUAUGAGCUCAGUUAGCGGGAAGGAGCUGUUCAAGAACAACCAGUACCUGCUCUACCCCCUGAUCGGGUUCCCAAACCCGGCCAUCUCUGAGGCCUCCGAGCGCCUGAUCAGAGAUCACCAGAGCAAGUACGCCCAGACCUCCAGGAUCCUGCAGCAGAGGCAGACGGUCGAGCUGAUCCCCAUCACCAAGGUGAAGUAUAAGUGGAAGGGCGACUCUCACGACUACUUCGUCUACGGCAACGAGCACAAAGUCAGCACCGACGACUACCCAGCGACCUGCUGCUGUGUCAUCAUGUAGACAGACACACAGACACACACACAUACAGAGCUGAACUUGGCUGUUUAUUCUCCGUAUUGUUUCUUUAUUUCAUAUCAGCCUCUCCCUCCACGACACAACACAAGAUGAUGUUUCCAGAUCAUCAGAGUCAAUCCUGGGUUCAUACAGUACACACACAUUGACACACAC